AUGUUUGCCUUGAAUGGUGCUGAAGCUACUCAAUCCGAAGACUCAAUCCAGGAUGUCUUCUCUAAUGAUAUGUCUAGCUUACCACUUACAAGAGAAGUAGAGUUUUCCAUAAGUGGGGGUAUAGCAGUAGAUCCAUCUAAAGUUGAGGCGGUGCUUAAGUGGGAGGCACCCAAGUCAGUUAGUGAGGUUAGGAGCUUCCUUGGAUUGGCUGGGUACUAUAGAAGAUUCAUAGAGGGAUUUUCUAAGCUAGCAUUACCCUUGACAAAUUUAACUAGGAAGGGAGUUGUGUUUGUGUGGGAUAGUAAAUGUGAGAAUAGUUUCCAAGCCCUUAAGGAGAAGUUGACUAGUGCACCUGUUUUAGUGUUGCCUAACCUUAGUAAGACUUUUGUGGUUUAUUGUGACACAUCUAAGAUGGGUUUGGGUGGAGUGUUAAUGUAA
Cajanus cajan (pigeon pea) is the source of this 438-nucleotide messenger RNA. The record is from RefSeq and is a predicted model, not a curated record. NCBI's taxonomy places the organism in Eukaryota, Viridiplantae, Streptophyta, Magnoliopsida, Fabales, Fabaceae.